GAGGCUCUAUGGUCUGUGCUGAGCUGCUUAUCCUGAUGCCCCGGCAACUGUCACCUCAUUGUCACCUCAGCAGGGGAAAUAGCACUGGCUCUUUAUGACUUUUAACGUUUCCUUUAUUAAUGAUUUUGGGAAAAAAAAAUUCUUUGCAUUUUUAAUUUGUUUUGCAGUGCACAUUAAAUGAAGAGUUGCCAAUAACCCAUCCAGGUAGCAAUGGCAUUUGCAAUCACUUUGUUUGACUUGGCCAACUUAUCAAUUGGCAACCCAGAAGCUGGGGCAGUUAACUUCAAUGCCCUGCACAGUCUUCUGCAUGCCAUCCUUCAACAUCUUAACAUCCAACAGCUGAAAACUGAAAUGCCAGAGGGGGAGAAGGGUCUGUUCACACCUCCUGGGGGGCAGGCACUCAGGUCUACGGUGGAGGGUCAGGCAGAUAGGGUGCCUCUUACCUCACAACAAGUAGAGGAUAAAUUGUUGGCCAUGGAGAAAAUGUUAAAUGCUUUGCCCUCAGGGGCACAACUGAUGGAGAGAAGUGAAUACCAGAAAGAUGGUGCCACCCCAGUAGGUGAGAUGUGGAGGAUGAUGAAAAUGAAAAAAAAGGUAGAGGCCAACGAGGAUGGCGUAACCAAGGCCAUGGCACUUACACAAGAGCUAAUGCAUGAGGUUAACGCUCUCAGACAGUCACAAGUGGAGAUCGAUCAACAUUUGCAGAAGUUCAUAAGCUCCCUGGGGCUGAGUCCUGAUGGAGGUUUCCAUGACUUUGAACGGCGUUUGAGCCAGAUAGAGUUGCACACAGGAGAUGAUGGAAGCCUAAAUAAGCUGCAGAAAGAACUGAUAUCCCUCCAGGAGAAUGUGAAAGAGCUAGAGGGGAAACUGAUUAAAUAUCCCAGCCCAGAAGAAUUAAACAACAUGGUGAGGUGGGAGGUGCUGAGAGAGACCCUGGUUAAAAGCUCGUCCAUCGAGGAAACUAAGGAUCUGCCAGUGCCUGCACCUCUUGAGACCACCGCUUCACAAACAUUGACAGAAGAGUCACCUGCUGUGGCAAAGGAUCUUGUGGACCCUCAGGCACUCAAUCAGCCAGGAGGACCAUCACUGGAAACCACUCAGAAGUCUGAUACAACCACCAUCCAGACUCAUCCAGGGGGUCCUGUGACUUCAGAACCUGGGUCCUAUCUUCCUGUCACUGGCCUGGAAGCCACUCAUCCACCAGGCUCACCAAGCAAGGCUGACCCAGAACCUGCUCCCACAGAACAGAAACCGUCCAUCUCUAAGUUACCUAUCCACACUGACACUUGCAUACAGACCUCCGAUUCCCUUACCCCUCAGUAUACUUUUCUCAGUGCCUCAUGUCCCUACCCAGAUGCAAUGGAGGCUCUGCGCAAAAUUGGAACUUUGUCUGAUGAGCAUGUGCUGCUGAGAGAGAGGGUGGAGGUACUGGAAAAAGAGAGAGCUGCCCAGGAAGCACUGAGAUCACAGUGGGGUGAAGCUGGUUUUAUAGAUCCUGCCCAGGCUCUUCCUAAUUUACAGGAAAAGAUUGAUCUACUGCAAAGAGAAAUACAAAAUAUGAAAGAAGACCAUGAGAAGGAUGAAGAGCUGUUGGGUCACAUCCAGAAGAAAAUGCUGCAACUACAGGAGGAAUGUGAUACAUUUAACAAAACGGCAGCAGCUCUGAUCGAGGAACAGCAGCAAGAAGAAAAACACAUUGAUAUUCUAUAUCAGUCAGUGGCAAAACUAAGAGAGACAAAAGCCGAUCGGGAACAUACUGAGCUGGAGACAGAUGUGAAAGCAGCCAAAAAAGCCCUUGAGAGGAAGGUGAGCCGCACGCAGUUUGAUGCCACUACAGAGCAGUUAAACAAUAUGCUGCAGGAGCUGCUGGGCAGGGUGAAUGGGCAGGAGCAGGACUGGCAGCGGUUCUUGGACAAGAUUAAUGCUGAGAUGGAGAGCAAGUUGGACCGUAUGGAGCUGUUCCCUCUCAAGCAGCAGCUGGAGGACAGAUGGAGAGCGCUGCGCGGCCAGUUACAGAACAGCUCUCUGCAGACUGAGGGUGAUGACGCUGCCUGCAUACGCAAACAACUCACCGCUCACUUUCACUGCCUCUCCUGCGACCGACCACUAGAUAUGAUCGUGCCAGGGCCGAAAAUACCAUCAAUCCCCUCCAUCCCUGCUCUACAAACACAUUAUUCCAACCGUCCGCACAUGGUGUAUCAACUGGACCAGAUCCGACAGCAGAACCGCAGUGAUCGCACCUCGGAAGUGACUGAUUCUGGGUACAGCAACAGCGCACGCAGCUGUGGGGGUAGCAGCACCCGAACCUACCUUUUCCGCCGCUUUGCUAAGCUUCAGAGCAUCGCCACAGCAACCUCUGAGGAACAUCUGAGCGCUGGAAUCACUGCAAAGCCACAGGAGGAAAUUGCCAUUUUAGGAUUUGACGGUCAGAUCUAUAAGGGAAGGAUUGAUUCUCGUUUCCCACCCAUUCUGAUGAAGGAGAAUUUAGCGCCUGACAAGGACAAAGAGAAACUGCCUCAGGUCUCCCAAAAAACUCUGCCUCUUUGUGACAGGAGCCCCUCUAUCUCCUGUGUGCAGAGUGACGAUAUGGGAGCAACCAACUACACAGCUCGAUCAUCCAGUAAAGGUCUCGGAUCCCAGAGCAGUCUGCUGCGCCAAAAGGAUCCUCUCACCGAAAGUCAGGAGACUCUGAAAAUCAAGGUUGAUUUAGACAUUACAAAGAUGGGUGCUGUGCUCUAAAAAUAAAUAAAUUAUUAACAGAC
Molecule: messenger RNA, 2762 nt
Organism: Bombina bombina (fire-bellied toad)
Lineage: Eukaryota; Metazoa; Chordata; Amphibia; Anura; Bombinatoridae
Gene: QRICH2
Product: glutamine rich 2
Exons: 16
Coding region: 211-2739 (842 amino acids)
Source: RefSeq, a predicted model, not a curated record